This is a messenger RNA of Fibroporia radiculosa, 1893 nucleotides long. RefSeq lists its product as uncharacterized. Gene Ontology annotation, molecular function: zinc ion binding. The record is from RefSeq and is a predicted model, not a curated record. The coding region runs from base 1 to 1893 and encodes 630 amino acids. NCBI's taxonomy places the organism in Eukaryota, Fungi, Basidiomycota, Agaricomycetes, Polyporales, Fibroporiaceae. The transcript has 6 exons.
AUGUCAUCGGAAGUUGCUCCAAUAAUUAAGAACGGGGCUAAUCCAUCCCACGGUACAUCCGGCUUCUCCCUCAAUGGUAUCUUGAACGGGGACCAUGAUGACCUCGACGAUACUACUACGAAAGAUGCGCUCGAGGGAAGCUGUGAUGAGGAGAGCCAUGGUAGCAUUGCGGCGCAAGGAUUUUGCAUAGAGUGUGAAGAUCAGCCUGCCCAACUCCAUUGUGAUACAUGUCAGGAUGACUACUGCGAAGUCUGUUUUGCGGCACAGCAUCGCAAAGGCUCGCGUAAAAGACACGCCACAAAACCAUUAUCCAGUCACCAGCACAAACGGGCGAAACUCGAAAGCAGACCCUCUGAGAAUGACGCUACCGAAGCAGGUGACUCGGAGGCCAGUGGAGAAGAUAUGCAGAUAGACGGCGGCUCGGACGACGGCCUAGAGCACGCUGCAAAGGAAGGGAUCACCGGCAAAACAUCUUCGACCGAGUCCACAGUGGGCGAGUGGUUUGUUAAUCGCUCAAAAUACAUCCCAUUGCGUCUUACAUUGGGGGAACGCAAAUUCCUUCGCCUUCUCGAGGCGGCAUUGAAUGUCUCCGAAUAUACGGAUAAAAUAGAUACGAUUGGCUUUGGCUUAUCCAAGGCGAAGCGUAUCGUGCAUCAAAUUCGCGAGCUCUGUGCAAUCAUGUCAGGCUUAGUCCUGUCAGCCGAUUACAAGCAGGGCCAGGAGCUGUUUGCGGAUCGGGACUUCCAGGCGAACGAGGAGUUCUACCAACAAAUUUUUGAGCUUGGUCGACGGCACAAAAUCAUGAACCCCGACAAAAUGCGUUCGACAUAUGGCAAGUUGAUGUAUCUGUUGCAGGACAGCCAGACAUCUGAUGUCAAAGAUCUUCUUAAUUUCACAUGCGUUAAGCCAAUAAAAACUGUGUAUACUGUCCUGGAGGAGCACGAUGCUCUUGACCUGCUUCGCGACGACCUCAUUUCAGUCGCGACGAAGGAGAUCUCUGCUGAAGGUCGCUCGAGACGAGAGAUACAAAAGGACAUCAAGUUAAAAGAACGUGCGAUCGAGACCCUCGCUGCACGCUACGAACGACGAGGCCACAGUCAAGAACAAAUUCGGCAGUGUCUAUACAGUAUCGGUGACAACCAUGCGUUUUUGCGGGUGAAUCGUGAUCCUUGUGACAAAAUGAUUUCAUACUUGAAGCAGUACUUUCACCCUACCCAAGCGAAGGAUAGCAAGAACAGUCUAGCGAUUAAAAACGGGAAGGGCGGGGCGAGACUGACACACGAUCACUCGAAACAGUACGCUUAUGUCAUCCAAAGUCUGACACUUUGGCGAGAAGUUCUUCACGACAUGUUCCAACUGUGGACAUUAGCUGAGCAGGAUCUGCUCUCGGAGAAUGUGCCGUACCGUCUUCGUGAUACCGGCCAGGGCCUCAACCGUGUGCAAGCUGCGCCUAAGACAUCGCGUAUGAUGCACGUCAUUCUGGAUCGCGCACAAAAGAGCAUUGGGUCGUGGGUGGGCUCGUCGGUCAUCCACAUGGGUGACCACAAUGUGCCCAAUGCGCUCGUGUUCAUUGAUAAAUACUCGCAGAUCUAUCGCAUCCUUCUACCGAUCUGCAAUGCACUUUCGCAGAUACCCAAGUUGGUCGAAAGCCCAGCGCUCCGCUCAUAUAUCGACGACGAAUUUGGGAGCGUAGAUUCAUUGCGCCGCGAAAUCCUCGGUGACUUCUUCCGUCAUGGAUUCGACGGUUCAGGCGCAGGCAAUUAUUUCGACGCAGGGUCGUGUAUAGAUGGCCGUCUUACAAGUGCAUGGAACUGGUGCUCGUCUCUGGAGAAGAAGCGGUUCUUCCCAAUCUUUUUACUUGCAGGAUUUACCGGAUUUGACGGGGAAUGGUGA